This is a messenger RNA of Spodoptera exigua (beet armyworm), 450 nucleotides long. NCBI's taxonomy places the organism in Eukaryota, Metazoa, Arthropoda, Insecta, Lepidoptera, Noctuidae. The record is from the annotation of a GenBank genome assembly.
AUGUCUUGCAGGUUGGCAGUAACAGUUACUAGUCUAUCGUUAUUCGUGGUAGCGAAGAACUCAAUAAAUGCCCGCCGCCUGGAGAACAUGAGAGCUAGGGAACGUAUGCGCAAAUCUAACGAAGGAGAAUAUCCAGACCUGUACAGGCGGUUAGAAGAAGAAAGCGAAAUGGCGUCACCGAUGCUGGACCCCGCUAAGCUGCAGCUCGUGCAGGAGUUGGAGAUCGAGAUGAUGUCAGACAUGUACAACCGUCUGGUGACUGCCUGUCACCGCAAAUGUAUUCCGGUUAAAUACCAAGAAACUGAACUUUGCAAAGGCGAGUCAGUUUGUUUAGAUCGCUGUGUCGCCAAAUAUUUGGAUGUUCACGAGCGCAUCGGUAAGAAGUUAUCGAAUAUGUCUCAAGGAGAAGGCGAGGACCUCACUAAAGUCAAUAUGGACACCAAGAAAUAG